AUGGCAGAAGUAAGGUGGUACACUUGUGAUGGGCUGAGGGGAGAUCCCCGAUGCAGAUGGAACUGUGGGAAAAGGAGAUGGCUGGCUCAGACUUCUCUGUCCUCCAGUGUGGUGCUGAGCCAGUUUCGAUUCUGUUGCCACUCCAGCCCACCUCCGGUAUUCUCUCAGCACUCCUGCUACUGCACAAAAACUCCAACAGCCAUACACGGCUCUGCUUGUUAUCCUGGUCACCAUCUUCCAUGGCUGCAUCAGUCAGCAAGACUAGGCACAAAACACCAAGGUUUGAAGCCAUGGAUGAUCAUCCUUAUUGUUAUUAUAGGAGUGCUGAUUGCAGGCAUAACUAUUGGUCUUUUGAUUCAUUUCUUGGUCUCUGAUCAGAAGCUGGAAUAUUAUCAUGGCACCUUUAAAAUUUCAGAUGUACAGUUGAAUGCCAAUACUGAACAAGGUUAUGCCUAUAAUUAUAAGGACUUACGUGAGAUGAGUGAAAUUUUGGUGGAUGAAACAUUUAUGGAUUCUAUCUUGAGCAAACAUUAUAUCAAGAAUCAAGUAAUCAAACUGACGCCAGACAUAGAUGGCAUGAAAGCAGAUGUUGUGCUGGUAUUUCAGUUUCCCUCCAAAGAGAGAAGAGAAAAAAGAGAGGAAAAAAUUCAUAACAUCUUACAUCAGAAAAUAAGGAACACAAGAGCUCUGAAAAUAAAUGCUUCAUCCCUUCAGCUCAAUGCUAUGAGUUCAACAGCGGGCAAGCUAACUGUCCAAUCAUGCUGUGGCAAAAGAUUGACACCAACAAUAAUCAACAGAAUAAUUGGUGGAGAAAUUGCACCAAAGUCUGCCUGGCCAUGGCAAGCCAGCCUUCAGCAUAACAAUGUGCAUCAAUGUGGAGCCACUCUGAUUAGUAACACAUGGCUUGUUACUGCAGCUCACUGUUUUAAGAGUAAUCCCAGCCCACGUGGAUGGACUGUUAGCUUUGGUACAACUAUUUACCCUCCCUUAAUGAAAAGAAAUAUCAUUACAAUUAGAGUCCAUGAAAGGUACCGUUCUCCAGCACGAGAGUAUGACAUUGCAUUAGUGCAGUUUUCUCCUAAAGUCACCUUUACUGAUGAUAUACACCGGAUUUGUCUACCAGAUGCAUCUGAUUACUUCCCACCUACUUCAACUCUCUAUAUCACAGGAUUUGGAGCACUUGUAUAUGGUGGGGAGUCACAGAAUCAACUUCGACAGGCUGCAGUGGAAAUCAUAAGUGAUGAAGUAUGCAAGCAGCCACAUGUAUAUGGCAAAGACAUAACAUUUGGAAUGUUUUGUGCUGGUUUCUUGGAAGGACGUUACGAUGCCUGCAGGGGUGACUCUGGAGGACCCCUAGUUGCAAAAGAUGAUAAAGAUACUUGGUAUCUCCUUGGAAUUGUGAGCUGGGGUGAUAACUGUGGUAGUGUUAAUAAGCCUGGAGUCUAUACCAAAGUAACUUAUUACCGGAAGUGGAUUAACUCAAAAACUGGUCUCUAA
Molecule: messenger RNA, 1497 nt
Organism: Dromiciops gliroides (monito del monte)
Lineage: Eukaryota; Metazoa; Chordata; Mammalia; Microbiotheria; Microbiotheriidae
Gene: TMPRSS11A
Product: transmembrane serine protease 11A
Exons: 11
Coding region: 1-1497 (498 amino acids)
Biological process (GO): proteolysis
Molecular function (GO): serine-type endopeptidase activity
Source: RefSeq, a predicted model, not a curated record